AACCAAAGCCAGUGUAUGCACAAGGAGGUCAGCCAGAUGUGGAUUUACCAGUCAGUCCAUCCGAUGGUCCUUUACCCAAUUCAACCCAUGAAGAUGGAAUGCUACGGCCAAGCAUGAAACUGGUAAAAUUCAGAAAAGGAGACAGUGUGGGCUUGCGACUAGCAGGUGGCAACGAUGUUGGUAUAUUUGUAGCUGGUGUUCUGGAAGACAGCCCUGCAGCAAAAGAAGGAUUAGAGGAAGGAGACCAGAUUCUCAGGGUAAAUAACGUAGACUUCACAAAUAUCAUCAGAGAAGAAGCUGUCCUUUUUUUGCUUGAUCUUCCGAAAGGUGAAGAAGUAACCAUUUUGGCACAGAAGAAAAAAGACGUUUAUCGUCGCAUUGUUGAGUCUGAUGUAGGGGAUUCUUUCUAUAUCAGAACUCAUUUUGAAUAUGAAAAGGAAUCUCCUUAUGGACUAAGUUUCAACAAAGGUGAAGUGUUCCGGGUGGUGGACACUCUGUACAAUGGCAAACUGGGUUCAUGGCUGGCAAUUCGAAUUGGCAAGAAUCAUAAGGAAGUUGAAAGAGGUAUCAUACCUAACAAAAACAGAGCUGAGCAACUAGCUAGCGUACAGUACACACUUCCAAAGACAGCAGGAGGAGAUCGAGCGGAUUUUUGGAGAUUCCGAGGUUUGCGUAGCUCAAAAAGAAAUCUCCGAAAAAGCAGAGAAGAUCUUUCUGCCCAACCCGUUCAGACAAAGUUUCCUGCCUACGAAAGAGUUGUUCUUCGGGAAGCUGGGUUCCUCAGACCUGUAACCAUUUUUGGUCCAAUAGCUGAUGUUGCACGGGAGAAACUUGCUAGAGAAGAACCAGAUAUCUUUCAAAUUGCAAAAAGUGAACCAAGAGAUGCUGGUACUGACCAACGUAGUUCUGGCAUUAUUCGUCUUCACACUAUAAAACAGAUAAUCGAUAGAGACAAACAUGCUUUAUUAGACGUCACUCCUAAUGCAGUGGACCGUCUGAAUUAUGCCCAGUGGUAUCCUAUUGUAGUGUUCCUAAAUCCUGAUUCUAAGCAGGGUGUAAAGACUAUGAGAAUGAGACUGUGCCCAGAAUCAAGAAAAAGUGCCAGAAAACUGUAUGAAAGAGCUCACAAGCUACGCAAAAAUAAUCACCAUCUCUUUACAACUACCAUUAACUUGAAUUCAAUGAAUGAAGGAUGGUAUGGAGCUCUAAAGGAAGCAAUUCAGCAACAACAGAACCAACUAGUGUGGGUUUCAGAAGGAAAGGCAGAUGGUGCUACAAGUGAUGACCUUGAUUUACAUGAUGACCGCCUUUCUUACCUCUCAGCUCCUGGUAGUGAAUAUUCUAUGUACAGCACAGACAGUAGACACACAUCUGAUUAUGAAGACACAGAUACGGAAGGGGGUGCUUAUACUGAUCAAGAACUGGAUGAAACUCUGAAUGAUGAGGUUGGGACUCCUCCUGAAUCUGCUAUUACACGUUCUUCUGAACCUGUUAGAGAGGAUUCUUCUGGAAUGCAUCAUGAAACUCAAACUUACCCUACUUACGCAUCUCAAGCUCAGCCACAGCCAAAUCUCAGAAUAGAUUCUUCAGGAUUUAAAGCAACUACUUCUCAGCCGAAAGCAGAAGCCUCACCUGCAGUCCCUUACCUUUCCCCGUCGCCUGAAUCAAACCCUGCAACCUCAUCAACCUCUGCAGUAAAUGCUAAUGUAAGCCUGACUAAUGUCAGACUGGAGGAGCCUACUGCUGCUCCUUACAACUCUUAUCAACCACAAGCGGCCCCCUUAAGAACAUCAAGUACUGAGGGAGCUCAUAUAGUCCUAAGAGAUCAAGAGCCAUCAUCCUUAUCGCCGCAUAUAGAUCCAGCAAAGGUAUACCGAAAGGAUCCAUAUAUUAACGAAGAAGCAUCCAGGCAAAGCUAUCUCUUAAAACAGCCACCAAUUAAUCACCCAGUACAGAGACAGGAAAGAGACCCAAAUCUGAUCUAUGAAUCCCAGGCUCAGUAUGCAGAAAAACAACCGAGUAGGGACUAUGAACAGUCAACAUAUAGGUAUGAUUCUACAAACUAUGUCGAUCAAUUUUCUCGUGGUUAUGACCCUCGCCUACAUUAUGAUGACCGUGUGCCUCCCUAUGAGGAGCACUGGGCAUAUUAUGAUGAAAAACAGCCCUACAACCAAACAAGAACAGCUUACGAAAACCAGCCUCCUAGAGAUCUUGAUUCCAGACAAAAUAUAGAAGAGAGCACAGAACGCAGCUAUUACCCAGCACAACCUCGUUUUGAGGAACCCCCUGUAAUGAGCUAUGAUGGCAGACCCCGCUAUGAGCAUGCACCUAAAAACUUCAGCUUACCACAAGUGCGAUACGAAGAUCAACAUACUGUUGGAUAUGACACGCAUGGCAGAUACAAACAAGAAGCUCAGCCGUACCAGUCAGCCAUAUCGCGAUCUCCUGAACCGAAGCAGUACUUUGAUCCACAUAUAAGGAGCUAUGAACAAGGUCCUCCUCAAGCUUAUAAUGCUAAAGCUGGACAAUACGAGCAUUCUCAUAACACUUCAGGUGUUUCUCUUCCUCCACCCCCUUCAUCACAAACCAAACCAGAAGUUUUGCCUUCUAACAGUAAACCACUGCCUACACCGCCAUCUCUAGCAGAGGAUGAAGAAGAUCCAGCCAUGAAACCACAGUCUGUGCGGAGUAGGGUUAAGAUAUUUGAAAGAAGAAGAUCACCAUCUUUAGAAAAAAUGAAGGACUCAAGUGAUACAUCAGCUGUCAAGCCUCCAGAACUAGCACCUAAGCCUGCACUCACAACUGCGAGUGGUCCAAAACCAACUUCUCAAAGCCAGUACGAACACGACAAAACAACUUACAGGGCCCCAGAACCACAGAGACCUCAAGUGAAGCCACCUGAAGAUAUUGUACGUUCAAAUCAUUAUGAUCCUGAAGAAGAUGAAGAGUAUUAUAGAAAGCAGCUCUCAUACUUUGAUCGCAGGAGUUUUGAAAAUAAGCCAUCUGCACAGGUUCCUGCCAGCCAUCAUUCUGAGCCCACUAAACCAAUACAUUCGCAGAAUCAGCUGAAUUUCACCAAUUAUUCUAAGGGCAAACCAACUGAUACUGAAUCAAUGGAUAGGCCUGUUGGUGAAAAACGCUAUGAGCCAAUCCCUCAAGUCACAACUCCUCCUCCUGCUCCUUCAGUCCAGUAUACACAACCUCAGUCAAUUAACAGUCCUGGCCUGCCUCUCCCAGCACAUCACAAGCCUGCACUCUCUGAAGUUAACUCUGUCUCUGACCCUCCUCCACCUCAGAAUAAGCCAGCGAUUUUCAGAUCCUCUAGAGAGGACACUGUGCAGUCCACUUUUUAUCCUCAGAAAAGCUUCCCUGACAAAGGCCCCAUUAAUGGAACUGAACAGAUUCAGAAAACAGUCACCCCUUCUUACAACCGCUUUACAACAAAACCUUACACUAGUGCUGCAAGGCCCUUUGAGCGCAAGUUUGAAAGUCCUAAAUUCAACCAUAAUCUCUUGCCAAACGAAGCUCAACAUAAACCAGAGUUGCCAUCAAAAUCUCCAAAUUCUCCUCAACCAAUUUUGAAAGCACACGGCUCAUCGCAGCCUCCUGAGUUUGAUAGUGGAAUGGAUACCUUUGCUGUACAGGUCGACAAGCCUAAAUAUCAACCAAAUAAUGUUAAUGCUGUGCCUAAAGCCAUUCCUGUAAGCCCUUCAGCACUCGAGGAUGAGGAGGAGGAAGAUGGACACACUGUUGUAGCCACAGCAAGAGGUGUAUUUAACAGCAACGGUGGUGUGUUGAGCUCCAUAGAGACUGGAGUUAGUAUUAUUAUACCACAAGGAGCCAUUCCAGAGGGAAUAGAGCAAGAAAUAUAUUUCAAAGUCUGCAGAGAUAACAGUAUACUUCCACCUUUGGACAAAGAGAAAGGUGAAACACUUCUUAGCCCCUUGGUAAUGUGCGGGCCUCAUGGACUAAAAUUCCUGAAGCCAGUGGAGCUGCGCCUGCCACAUUGUGCGUCUAUGACCCCUGAUGGUUGGUCUUUUGCUCUAAAAUCCUCCGACUCCUCGUCGGGUGACCCCAAAACCUGGCAGAACAAGUCUCUUCCCGGGGAUCCAAACUAUCUUGUUGGAGCAAACUGUGUCUCAGUCCUAAUUGACCACUUCUAAAUAUUAAGUUAGCUGACUGAGUAAAUAAUGUGAAACUGAGAUGGACCUUACAUAUAAACUGAACCACUCUAUCAAGUAUUAACUGUUCUAUAAGUGAUAAUGGAUCUUAGUGUUUAAGCAUCUUGCUUUAACUAACACUGGUUUAGCAAGUACACUCUUUGAACCAUGGUCACAAUACAUGCCACAAGCAGGGAGUGUACAGUGGGAACAAGGUAGUGUUUUUGCAGGUUCUGUAUGCUUUGGUUUGUUGGUUGUUCUUUUGUGGCUUUUUGUUUCCUUUUUUUUUUUUAAAGGACACUACUAGUUUAAAAUCUGAAAGUACCAAUGGAAUUACAUUCAGAGGAACUGAAUUUCGUUCAUACUCCACUGGCGAAAACACAGAAUUUGGCCUGCAUUUUUAUUGCUGUGUGUUUGUAACUCACAAGACUACGUUUUGGUCUCUAUUUUUUAAAUGACUUUUGGUGUACAUGUCCAAUGAAAUGGUAAUCAACUUGGGGUAGCACAGUUUAGAUGUUUUCCUCUGCUGAGAGGCUAAUGCAAACACAGCUACUUACUGUAUAUGGAAGCAUUGUCAUGAGAACAGGGGGGAGGGGGAAAAGCAUGUGGGAUGACUAUGGUUCAGUUGCCUCUGUGGAUUUGUAAAUUAACCACAUCAUUACAGACCUAUUAACCAGCAGGGGAUGCCUUACCCUCAUGUUUUUAAUAGUCUUAGUUCUCAUAGUUCUCUGUAAGUUUGUAUGGCUUUUGUGCUUACCUAGAUAAUACAUCACGAGAGACUGGGGAAAGGGGGGGGAACAACAAACUUGUGAGUUGGUUUAGAGAAUGAGUAUUGUUUGUCUUCAUCAGCCAGAAGAGAACCGGAAGAAAAUGAUGGUAUGUUUUCUGCUAUGCAUUUGAAAACUUCUAGAUGUUAUAGACUGCUUGUAUAUAAUGCGUGCAUACCACUUUUGUUCUUGGUUUGUAAAUUAACUUUUAUAAGCUUUACCUUUUUAUAUAUAUAAAUAUAUAUAAAAACAAACAAAGUUUCUUAAGGAUAUCUUUGUAUUCUCAUACCUUUUGAGCCUUGAACUUUGACAUCUGCAGCAAUAAAGCAGCAUUUCUACAAUAUAUGAACAAGGACAUUUUUUAAAAAUGCACAAAGUUGUUACCUUUUUAAGUGCUGCGUUUAAAGAAUAUAACUCGGAAUUCUCUACUUUGAUUAAAUUCUUGAAAAGUAUCCCUACUGUAAUUUGUCAUAAGGAUGCUGUACUAUGUGCCCUGAAAUGUAUUUUUUUACUAAUAGACAAUUUAUUACGGCACAAUGGCACUACUACUGUUUAGAUAAUAUACCACUGCAUUCUGUUAAUGAGUUAUUAGCUAUUCAGGUGUGGCUGAUUUUUUCUCUGCAGUUAUUAAAAUUACACGUUUCUAAAUAUACAGAAUAAAACUGUUUUUAAAAUAAUAAA
Balearica regulorum gibbericeps (East African grey crowned-crane) is the source of this 5608-nucleotide messenger RNA. The record is from RefSeq and is a predicted model, not a curated record. Lineage: Eukaryota; Metazoa; Chordata; Aves; Gruiformes; Gruidae.